GCUCGGCUGCCGGCGGGGGGGCGGAGAGGAGGGCGCUAUGGCCGACGUGUUCCCGGGCUCCGAGCCCGGCGCGGCCCCGGACGCGGCGCGGCGCUUCGCUCGCAAGGGGGCCCUGAGGCAGAAGAACGUGCACGAGGUGAAGGAGCACAAAUUCAUCGCGCGCUUCUUCAAGCAGCCCACCUUCUGCAGCCACUGCACCGACUUCAUCUGGGGGUUUGGGAAGCAAGGAUUUCAGUGCCAAGUUUGCUGUUUUGUGGUUCACAAGAGAUGCCAUGAGUUUGUCACCUUCUCUUGCCCUGGGGCUGACAAGGGACCUGACACUGAUGAUCCCAGAAGCAAGCACAAGUUUAAGAUCCACACAUAUGGGAGCCCGACCUUUUGUGACCAUUGUGGCUCGCUGCUCUAUGGGCUGCUGCACCAAGGGAUGAAAUGUGACACCUGUGAUAUGAAUGUUCACAAGCAAUGUGUAAUCAACGUCCCGAGCCUCUGCGGCAUGGAUCACACGGAGAAACGAGGGAGGAUUUAUCUGAAAGCUGAAGUCACUGGUGACAAACUGGAAGUAACAGUGCGAGAAGCAAAAAACCUAAUUCCUAUGGACCCAAAUGGACUUUCAGAUCCUUAUGUUAAACUGAAGCUCAUCCCAGAUCCUAAGAACGAAAGUAAACAAAAGACAAAAACCAUCCGUUCCACUUUGAACCCCGACUGGAACGAAUCAUUCACAUUUAAAUUAAAACCUACAGACAAAGACCGACGGUUGUCCGUGGAGGUCUGGGACUGGGAUCGAACAACCAGAAAUGAUUUCAUGGGAUCUCUUUCAUUUGGAGUGUCAGAACUUAUGAAAAUGCCAGCCAGUGGGUGGUACAAGCUGCUGAAUCAAGAAGAAGGUGAAUAUUAUAACGUUCCAAUUCCAGAUGCUGAUGAAGAUGGAAAUGCAGAGCUCCGACAGAAGUUUGAGGACUGUCAUAUCCACUUCUACAAGAAAGCCAAACUUGGGCCAGCUGGUAACAAAGUCAUUACUCCAACAGAAGACAAGAACUCGAGUGUGCCGUCCAACAACCUUGACAGGGUGAAGCUGACAGAUUUCAACUUUCUCAUGGUUCUUGGAAAGGGGAGCUUCGGGAAGGUGAUGCUGGCAGACAGGAAGGGGACAGAGGAGCUCUAUGCAAUCAAAAUACUGAAAAAAGAUGUGGUGAUUCAGGAUGAUGAUGUUGAAUGCACAAUGGUUGAAAAACGAGUCCUGGCAUUGCAAGAUAAACCACCGUUCCUGACACAGCUUCACUCGUGUUUCCAAACAGUCGACCGUCUGUAUUUUGUUAUGGAGUAUGUGAAUGGUGGUGAUCUCAUGUAUCACAUUCAGCAAGUAGGAAAAUUUAAGGAGCCACAAGCAGUGUUCUAUGCUGCCGAGAUCUCAGUUGGGUUAUUCUUUCUCCAUAACAGAGGAAUUAUUUAUAGAGAUCUGAAAUUAGAUAAUGUGAUGUUGGAUUCAGAAGGACACAUUAAAAUUGCUGAUUUUGGAAUGUGCAAAGAACACAUGUUAGAUGGAGUAACAACCAGGACCUUCUGUGGCACUCCAGACUACAUUGCACCAGAGAUUAUUGCUUACCAGCCCUAUGGGAAGUCUGUGGACUGGUGGGCGUACGGAGUGCUGCUCUAUGAGAUGUUGGCUGGCCAGCCUCCGUUUGAUGGCGAAGAUGAAGAUGAACUUUUCCAGUCCAUAAUGGAGCAUAAUGUUUCCUAUCCAAAAUCCCUGUCCAAAGAGGCCGUCUCCAUCUGCAAGGGGCUAAUGACUAAACAUCCCGCGAAACGCCUCGGCUGUGGCCUUGAAGGUGAAAGAGACAUCAGGGAACAUGCUUUCUUCAGGAGAAUUGACUGGGAAAAACUGGAAAACAGAGAGAUUCAGCCACCUUUCAAACCUAAAGUGUGUGGCAAAGGUGCCGAAAACUUCGAUAAAUUCUUUACCCGAGGACAGCCGGUGUUAACACCUCCGGAUCAGCUGGUCAUCGCUAACAUAGACCAAACUGAUUUUGAAGGGUUCUCUUAUGUCAACCCCCAGUUUGUACACCCCCUUUUGCAAAAUGUAGCAUGAAACAGCAGACCAGGAACAAAUCCCACGGUGGGGAACCCUACAAUUUUUAGGCUUUUGCCUUGUUGAUUCCAUUUGGGCCUGGAAAUUGUAGGGUUAGAAAGUGUAAGGUGGGGGAAAGGCCACUUAUUCAGGAUUUUGGCUUUGCAACAGUGACGUUGUCUUAAUGGGAGAUAAAUUAGUGUACAGUGCCCACUUACUCUUCUGGAAGUCACCACUGACUUGGCUAAACUUACCCAUUUUUUGGUACGUUACGUAUUUUUGUAGCUCCCCACUGCCCUUUUGCUCCCUUUUCCACUCUGCUGUGUUAGAAAUAGUCUAACACAGGGUCCGACCUGGAGCACCCCGUGCCGGGGGUUCCUGGUCUGCCCGGUGACCUCGGGGACAUCAGCAGCGCCAGAGACUGGAACGGCGGCGGCAGCCGGGAGGAGAGGCAUUGCAAAAAAAAUUGUGGAAAGUAGUUGUUUCGAAAAUACGACAGAAACAAGUUGGGAGUGGGUGGGAGGGGGGGAUGAAAUCCAAUUCGACCCUGAGGCUUUGUGAACCCAUCCUGUGAGUAACACUGAGUUUGAACACACUUCAGCGGUGGCCAGAUCUGUAGGAUCAUUGCUAAGUAGCAUGUGAUAAACUCAAGGGUGAAAUUUUGUCUUUAAUAAAAAUAAUAAUAAUAGUAAUAAUUUUAAUAAUAUUUUUGUGAAUUUUAAUCUCCAUGAGAUUAUUCUGUGAUCCAGGGUGCCAUUGUUUGUUCAAUUAAUUUAAUUUACAUCACUCCUCAAGUUUACUGUUAGCCGGUUCUAAUACCAAUAUUUUACUAUCAAAUUUGUUAACCUGGAAUGUAAACCAAAACUGUAAUCCCUUAAAUCUUAUUUACAUGUGUUUAUUUAUAAUCUUCAGUAUAGGACAGUAAAUCUACGAAAGCACUAUAUAUUAUAAAUUAAGAAAAAAUGCAGCCCCAAGUGAUUUCCUGAUUUCUCUAGAAUAACUCAUGAAAAUCAAGUGAGAUUUAGUCUUAAAAUAAUCAGAUUUAAUUCAGAGAACUUGGGGCUGUAGAAUAAUCAAGCCUGAAAGAAGCACCUAGAACUUGUUUUAUUGAUAGAAUGGAAUUUAAUACAUUUUACAUAUGCUUCAUGCAAUGAAUUUUGCAUGUUUAGUAAUAACUCUUAAUAAUAAGGGUUAAUAAUAAGCAGAUCUAUAUUAUUGACAUAAUCGUAUCAAGCAUAAAGAGUAUUAUAAAAAUUUUAUAAAACAAAUUGUGCUUUAUUUGUGAAAGUUCUUGUUCUGAAUGAUAUAAUUUAGAUUUAGCUAAAUGUUUUAUUGCUAUUGUUUUGGUUUUUACUUUAGAUUUUGGAUAUUGUUAAUGGCAUAGGGUAUAAUCUCUUUUUUUAAAAGUAGAUCUACUUUUAAACAAGAAUUGCUACCUGCAGGUUUUAUACGAGGUUCAAGUAGGCUUUCAUUUCACGUCUGCUUAUUACUUACAGAGAAGGAAAUAGACUUUAUUUGCAAUGAUGAACACUGUAAUUAAUGCAAUCUUCUCCUCUUCUAUCACUUAGAUAAAAAAAUUUUGAUAUUUCCUCUUACGACUUACCUGAAGAUAUUAAUUCAAAUAUCAGUAAAUAUUUUUUGUGCAUAUUUUGGUUUUGUUACAGCAUGUAAAGUAGUAGUCAGUGCAUUUUCCUUUUUUUUUUUCCCUUCUGCCUUGUUGAUGUUUGCGGCCACAGGCGCUUUUGUCUCUCAGAUGUGCAUGACGAUGCCAAAAGCAUGAUGUCUUUGUUCCUGCAUGCAGACUGAUUACAAUUUUUCCAGCAUGUAAACAUACUCAAACAGUAAGAUAUUUGCCAUAAAAGACUUAAAUUUAUACUAGAAUAUGUAACUGGGGUGGGUGGGAGGGGAAUCUACUUUCUAAUCAUCUUUUAUGACAAUAAAACAUGGAACCUGUGCCAAAGAUUCUGAUGGAGAGAUCCCGUCCUGCGGGUGGGAGCCGAGGGGCUGGGCUUGACCUUGGGGGUGACCCGUGGUGUGGGGCCGUUUUUGAGUGAAAUGGGGUUGGAUGGGAACAGCCACUGGGGCCUGUUUCUGCGCCCGUGGUGCCCUCGGCAGCUGUAUUUCUGGUGCCCAGGACAUAGGAUUUGUGACACUCCAGAAGUUUGGCUUUUGCCCGGUCGUGGUCCUUUUGCAGCCCCAGCCCUGAGCAAGGAGCAUCUCCCCAGGGAAGGGUUAAUGAGCAGGUUAAUGAGUGAACCCCACUGUUGGGGGGCUUGGGGAAACACAGAGCUCACGAGGGGUAUCGACUGACUAACAAGAACUCAGACCGUUGCCUAAAUAAACAGAACUCAAAAUUUUAAAAUAUUUUAGGAGUCAAAACUGUAAACCAUUGUCUGUCAAAUAUGUUACCAGCCACGUCUGAGAGUUCAUUUUCUCGUUUGUAUAUUAUAUACUUCUAAAAUUAUGGUUUUAACCAUAAAGCAUGUGAACUAGUGCAACGUUCAUGACUGUUUAUGUUUUUCUGAAUAUUAUUAGCCUGCCAUAGAUCAGGAGAAUCUGGGUAUCGUGCUGUAGAAGAGAAUGGAUUCAACAGAUUACUGAGGCUCAGAUUUUUGAUAAAUAAGGGGCUCGUAAGUAAGUAAAUCUGCAGAGAGGCAGCAUUUACAAUUGUUUUAAGAAUGUGAAGUAAAAAAGAUACUUUUAGAAGAGGAAAUUCAGGGAGAAAUACCAGCGCCCGUGUUUUUGCAGGAAGAAAAGCAGCAGAGGGGCAGAACCAAGCCGGGAACGGGCAGGAGCUCCCUCGGGCCAACAUUUCCAAAUGCUUCUGUUUUUCCUGAUGGAAUACAAAUUGUGCAGGGAUUUCCUUUUGUGGGCGGUUGUUGCUGGCACAGCUGUGGUGGCCGCGGCUGUUCCCACCAGAUCACAGCAUCAAGGAGCUGGUCUAACAUCUGGACAGAGCUGCUCCCUUUCUGGCUGCUUCUCAUAACCAGUGUCUCAGGCACUUGCGUUGUUCCCCAGUUUUUCUGAUGUAGAUGCAGAAAUUCCUCUUCAAUGUUGUCUCUCAAGCCCCUGGGCUUGUGACAUCUCGUGUCUCUUCUGUAGGUGUCUGUGAGGCUUGCAAACGGGAACUGUCACCUCCUGGGUCCCGCAGGAACAGGACAGGGUUGUAUAAAGCAGGGAUUGAAUAUUUGUGUUAUUCUUCCCAAUGCACCCACACGUGAACGCUCACACUUGGACCAGCCCUUCAGAGAGAACUCCAGGGGGCUUGUUUAUCAUCCAGAAAUUUAUAACGGCAAGUAAAACCUUAAGCAUCCAGCAAGCCUUUUCAUAUCUUUUUAAAUAUAGGUGUUAUUUAUAUAAUACUUUUCACAAGACGCAAAAGAGAGAACGUGCAUCAACAGCGGGAGAGGUGCUAGAACUGCAUUUCUCUCACUUGUGUUCAGUAGCAACCGUACCUCAAACACCCACGUUACCACAAAGAUUUCUAAAAGUCAAAUAGGAAAUUACAAUACACUGAAGCUGGGGUGGGAGUCUGGGGAGCCGUGUUUCCGUCCCACGUGCGCUCCAGUCCCAAAGGGCUCCAGAGCAGCCCCGUUCCUGCUGACACAGGUCUGCAUGAAAAGCUUCCAAGCUGUUUCAGGGAUUAAAUGGGACUUAACUGUCUCCUAGGAAAAUUUCUUCAUUGUUUGGGCAUCUGGGUGUUUUCAUCCACCUUGAGUCACUUCAGCAGGGUGGUGGGUUUCCAGGACGGCCACUUCACCCACCAGCCAGCCUUGGUGCUCUUAGAGGAUUGCACAUACUUGAGAAGGAGAGAGCACAUUCCCAUAAUAAAAUACUCCCCUUUAAUCCAAUUUAGAAGAGAAAUGCAAUUUAUUUUUAUGAUCCUUCAUUCUUUCCAGAAAUACAAUUGAAUUUCCCUUUACAACCUGAAGAAGGUUCUUCUGGAAAUCAGCUGUUAGUUUAAAAGAAACUCAUCAUAUCUAAAUGCUGUUGGCCUUUGAAAUCCAUCCUGUCUUUUGGGGUGAAUUCAAUUGAAUAAUGCUGGGCUCCUGUAAAAUUAAUAAGGUGGAGUGAGAGAGGAACUUGUGUUUCAUCUGGAAAGACGACGUGUCCAAGGGCAGGAUUGAGCAGCUCCACUUGCAGACUCUUGUCACUCGGUGCGUGGGGCUGCAGUCCCAGUUAAAUGCCCUGGGGGACACAUGCCAUUGGCAGAGGGGGGUGAUACUCCUUGUUAAGCAAAACGCAUCAUUGGAAAUAUAAUGAUCCAAUAAUAAAGCUUUGAUAUGAGUAGGAAGUAUAUUUACAGUAUUGAGUUUACAGUGGGCUUUCGGACCUGCCACGAAACUUCUGGAAACAUUUAAAGUGAUUUUCAGUUCUUUAGUCACGUGUCACUGUACGUAGGGUUUGUCUCUCCGCUGACGUGAGCGUCGUCUCUCGGCGCUGGGUUCCCCGGUGCUGGUCGGUGGCAGGAACUCGGCUGUGAAAACAGACAAGCUACAGCACUUUUGUCCUCAGCUCUGCACUCUUAGAUGGGAUCUGAAAUAGUUCAGUUGAAGAGUUAAAUAAGAAUUGACUCCAUAAACGUGUAUGAUUUCAUACCAACCAGUAUCCGUGCCAGUAACAAUUGGUAAUUAAAUAGCCUUAUAAUGAAUAAUCAUGCACUACAGCCCUCCUGUUCCUAGGAAAACCUUGAGAGAGAGGGCAAGUUAUUAACCUCUCUGCCUCAGUUACCUCAUCUGUAAAAUGGGGGUAAUAAUACUUACUUACCUCACAGGGAGGUGUGAGGACUUCUUAGGUAAUGUUUCUAUUACACUUUUAACCUGAAAAGAGUUGUGUAAGUAUUAUUAUAAUUUUUAAUAUGAAAUCAGGUUAUUCGAUUCACAUGGUAUUGCUGGAUAUACCAUGCUAUUUCUACUUUUUUAUAGAGCUUUAGUAAUUCUGCUGAAACAGUUUAAAGAGAAAUAAAAUCAGAUCUGAUAUGUUUCUUACAGAAUCUGGAGUCCAGCUUUUGUUAACUGGAGCCGGGGUGUGGUGGGGAGGGACACUUGCUGAUUGUGUAGGUCAGCUGCACUGACCUUUUCCAGUUACUGAGAUUUCUGUGUGCAAUUUAAAAAUUCCAUGUAAAUGGAAGUCUUAGCAGAACUGAUUAUUGUAGGGUGGGAUUCCCUAUGGAUAAAUGAAGUCAGCACAGCUGUUUUCUAGUGAUGUUUGUACUGACUCCUGUUGAAGGAGAAGCGAUAUUCGUUACGCAGCUGGUCCGUCCAUGACAGGUUCAUUCCGUUGAUAUUUCUAUGUAUUCCUGUGUCAUGUAUCUUCAAGUUUUUCUUUUCCUUGUGUGUGACGUCAUAGCUCAAAUUAAAAAGAAAACUGCCCGAGAAGCUAUGCUUUUUCUUCCAUUGAUGUCAGUUGACCAAAAGAAAACAAUAAAUCAGCAGUCAAUUAAUAACUUUAAGCAGUGACAUGCAGGAAGAGGAGCAAGAGCACCAACCACUGACCCCAGCCUGCCUCCCAUGGAGCUCGUAUCUCACUACGGGAUACAUUGGGAAGUUUACAGUUGAUCUUAAAUUUGUUUUGUAAUUUUAAGUUGGUGACAGGAACAUUUUAAUAGGAAGAAAAAUUGUGUUUCUGAUCUUUAUAAACCUUUUCCUAAGAAUUACUUAAAUUGUAUUUAUCUUCCUUCUGACUGAACCCCGAGAGGCUCUGUCCUUCCAGAGGUUCCUGUGCCCCUCUCUUGGCCGUCCAAGGCCUCUGGUGAAACCGCCCCGUGCCGGGAGCUCGCGCUGUGCUCCGUGCGUGCUGGGAGCCAGGACGGCGGGGUCCAGCCCCGGGCAGCACGAAGGGCAGCACCGAAAGCCUCUGAGCCCCAGUUCACCAAAAAUAUUGUCUGUGCUUGUGCCCGUCGGUGCCCAGCAGAGCGUGGAGGGUGGGGGUCACCUUCGAGCAGCGCGGCCGCGCUUCCCGGGGAAGGCAGCGGCGUUUGCACACUCGGAUGCCCUGCUGGCUUGGGGCAGAAAAAAAUGCUCUUGCAGGGAUAAUGCAAAUUUAAUCGUUGGCUUGUUCCCCACAAAGUCUUUCUUUUAUUCCCUCAUGCGCUAUUGAAAUGAACGUAAGAAAAAUAAUUUCAACAAAUUGAAGCUCAUUGCCUCUUUUAAAAAUAUGUGAUUCCCACCACGUGUAUGAUUUUGCAUGGCAAUACAGAGCACACCUGAAACUUAAGAUGAUUGCAUGUUAUUUUAAUGUUAUCUUUUUUUUAAGCAAGGAGAGUAAUCCCACCUUGAACUCAUCCAUAUUUUUAAUAUUAUUUUAAGACCCCAAUUUUGUAUUUAUAAAGAGGAGAACAUUAUUUAUUUUCUUAUGAUUUAUCUGCAAGAUGCUACCAGAAAAUUUGGAGAGGCCAUACAUGUUUUUAAAAAACAAACAAACAAAAAAAAUCAUUGGAAGUAUAGUGGGCAAGACUGAUGUAUAAAUUACAGCAUCUUUUUUUUCUAAAUUUGCAAUAUCUUCAAUCUUUGUUUGCAUGAAAUGCUUUUGUUAAAUAUUAAUUGUAGUUUCAAAGCCAGUGUGUAUGAAUAAAAAUACUGACCAUUGC
Messenger RNA from Calidris pugnax (ruff), 8654 nucleotides. RefSeq names its product protein kinase C, alpha (gene PRKCA). NCBI's taxonomy places the organism in Eukaryota, Metazoa, Chordata, Aves, Charadriiformes, Scolopacidae. The record is from RefSeq and is a predicted model, not a curated record. Gene Ontology annotation, molecular function: zinc ion binding; diacylglycerol-dependent serine/threonine kinase activity; ATP binding. Gene Ontology annotation, biological process: protein phosphorylation. The transcript has 18 exons. The coding region runs from base 38 to 2086 and encodes 682 amino acids.